AUGAAGGUGAAUCAAGUCGUAUGCAAAAAUUGCCACAGCACGGAUGUUGAGACGAACGAAGGACAAGGGGAGGUGAUUUGCCUGAGGUGUGGCUCCGUCCUGGAGGAGAACAAAAUCGUGGAAUCUUUGGAGUUCGUCGAGAAUAACAAUGGGGCUAUUUCGAUGGUCGGACAGUUCGUUCCCGCGAGUGGGAACAAAUCGUUCAUCCUCUCGUGGGGAGUGCGAGAGAGCAGAGAGCUAUCCUUGCAGAAGGGGUACAUUAACAUUCAGAAAAUCGCGGACCACUUGCACCUAUCGACGCAGCACGUGGAAGCUGCGCAGAGAAUCUACCUGAUGGCUCUGCAGAGGAACUUCACCAUGGGGAGAAACAACUCAUACGUAGCAGCGUCCUGUCUGUAUACCAUAUGUAGAAGGGAGAAAUCCCCCGUGAUGCUAAUCGAUUUCAGUGACAUUUUGCAGACGCCUGUGAAGCCACUAGGAAAAACAUUCCUCAAGUUGUUACGAUUGCUUCAUAUCAGUGUGCCUAAUAUAGACCCCUCCCUCUAUUUGGAGCGUUUUGCUCAUAAGCUAAAUUUAAAAAAUGCCAUUUAUAAAGUUACAUACACAGGGAUAAAGCUCAUUCAGGCCAUGACGAGGGACUGGAUAUGUACUGGCAGGAGACCCACAGGGUUAUGUGGUGCCGCCUUGUUAAUAUCUACGAGAAUGCAUGGCAUUUUUAUUCAUUCGAAUACUAUUGCGAACAUUGUGAGGAUAUCCAAUCCGACCAUCAUCAAGCGUUUGUCCGAAUUUAAGAACACGAGCACAGCUAAGAUGAAGGCCGCUGACUUUGAUAGAGUGCGCCUGAAUGAUAUGCCGUCCAAUUCGCUACCCCCUUGUGUUAUUGCUUCUAAUAAGAGGAAGCUCAGACAAGAUAUGCUGAGGAAUAACCAAGCAGCAUCCCUGUGUGAUAGCGAGGAGAUCUUCAGCUCCGCUGCAAGUGCGAAGUGUGGGAAGAAUUCAGAGCAGCUCCUAACCAAUGAUACCUACUCUCCCAACUGUAACGAAGAUUCCUUUUCCUUAAACAACACGAUGAACAGUGGCAAUUGUUACGAUGCGGAUGAUGUGUUGUCUUAUAACAAUUUGACUCUCUUGGAUAGUCGCUCCUCCUGUAAUGGUAUGGAGGACGGCACCACUGCCACCACCACAGGGUGCAGUGUAAAUGGAGGUAGCACCCGUGGAAUUGGCCACGUCAGCGAGUUGAAUAGCACCAUAGGUAGCUGCCUUCCUAGUGGAAGUACGCUUGGAGAGAGCCAAACGGGGGAUGAUGGAGAGACACUAACGAACAGCGGAAUAAACGUAGAAGAAAUUUGUAAUGAGAACCCAGAGGGUAACGAUUUAGACCAGCUAGCCAAAAAGAUUAUCAACACCAUAGAUGUAGAGAAGCAGUCCGACAUCCUAAAAAUGAAAGUCUCUUCUUUACAUAUGAAUAGUUCCCAGUGUGAUGGCAGUGACUACGGGGAGGGCAGCGAAAGGGAGAAACUUCCCCCUUCCAACAGUAACAGCCAAGUGAAGGUUAAAAAGGAAAAUGAGCUAACCAGCAAUCUUGCCAUCAAAUCGACCGUGUCCAUCGCGAGUAUAAAUCGUUUGUCCGAUUUGGACUCCUGCCUAACCCCCCCCGUGGUUAGCGGCAAAGAGUUGAUACCCUCAAAUGGUGAUUGUACAAAUGGGGGGUGCCAAGAUGUGAGCUUAUCAUCCCCGCUACGCAAUGAGAAGCAGAACUCGACGAAGCCCACCCCCGCUGAUGCUAUCAACGGUUGUCUUGCAAAAAAUGCACUGCCUAACCCCCCCCAGAUGGAUGACGGGCUGGAGAGCCUAAACAAUGAACCCGAAACGACCUACUGUAGCACACUCAAAGAAACGCUCAACUCGGAGCUGAGCCACCUGCUUAACGACGUGGACGAUUUUAACAUUCUACAGUAUGCCCAAAGUGCAAAAGAGAGUAACCGAAUUGACCAACCGAGUGGCAGCCACAACGAGGAUGUAAACCAUGUUAGUAGUAUCCUCUCAGACUUUAAUUAUUUUUUCGAAAAUAAUUCCAACACUGUGGAAAGCCAACCGCCAAACGGGGUUGACAUCCCUUCAGAUGCAUCCCUAGAGCAACUGAACGAAUCGCUCUCCGACUUUUACGAUAGCGAAAUUGAAAAUAUCAUCCUCUCCGAAAAGGAAAGAAAAAGAAAAAUGCUCAUAUGGGAUGACAUGAUGAAGAGCUAUUUUCCCCAGUACUACAAGCAGCUUAAAAAACAGAAGAAGAAAAGGUCCUCAUACCAUCCUGACCGUGUGGGUGCAGAGAAGAGUAGGAAAAAGAAGAAAAAAGAAAAUGACGACCACCCUCUGGAUGAACAAACGACAGGAGAUUCCGUCAUAAUGGCUUUAGAAAAGUCAGACAAGAGCAUGUCAACCAAGAUGAAUUAUGAUGUUCUGAAAUCCCUUUUUUCGUCAUGA
Messenger RNA from Plasmodium vivax (malaria parasite P. vivax), 2481 nucleotides. Its product is annotated as transcription factor IIIb subunit, putative. The coding region runs from base 1 to 2481 and encodes 826 amino acids. Lineage: Eukaryota; Apicomplexa; Aconoidasida; Haemosporida; Plasmodiidae. Gene Ontology annotation, molecular function: RNA polymerase III general transcription initiation factor activity; RNA polymerase III type 3 promoter sequence-specific DNA binding; TBP-class protein binding. The record is from RefSeq and is a predicted model, not a curated record. The transcript has 3 exons. Gene Ontology annotation, cellular component: transcription preinitiation complex; transcription factor TFIIIB complex; nucleus. Gene Ontology annotation, biological process: DNA-templated transcription initiation; transcription preinitiation complex assembly; transcription by RNA polymerase III.